This is a messenger RNA of Daucus carota subsp. sativus, 911 nucleotides long. Its product is annotated as protein SMALL AUXIN UP-REGULATED RNA 12. Gene Ontology annotation, biological process: response to auxin. The coding region runs from base 288 to 650 and encodes 120 amino acids. The record is from RefSeq and is a predicted model, not a curated record. NCBI's taxonomy places the organism in Eukaryota, Viridiplantae, Streptophyta, Magnoliopsida, Apiales, Apiaceae. The transcript has a single exon.
CAUGCAUGAAGGAAAGCAAGUACAGCAUGGCAACGCGCAGACAUCCAGCACAUUAAAGUUUCGUUUUACUCUCUCAAUCCCACUUACCUACCCAAACAUAUCUUUCAAUUAAUGUUCCUCUACUUAGUUGCUCUUUCCUCUUAUAUAAACUCUCGUUCAUUUUUUCUAUCACCAUCUCAAUUUCUUCACUUCUUUCUCUUGAUUCUAUAUAACCACUACUCACAUCUCUUCUCUAGAGAUACAUAUCAGGUUAUAUAUAAAUCAAAUAACAUCAAUAUAUACAAUACAUGAAUUUGAAAAUGACAGUUUUCCAGGAAUUCCUUAACAAGUGGCAAAAGAUGGGUAAUAGUGUCGCGCCUACUGCUGACUGUGACAACUGCUGCCAAUGGGCAUUGUGGCGCUUCAGGCAUCAGGAAGAAGAAGACUAUAUUCCCAGAGAUGUCCCGAAGGGUCACUUGGUAGUUUAUGUUGGUAAAGAUUACAAGAGAUAUGUAAUCAGAAUCACUUUACUUGACAACCCGCUCUUUAAGGCAUUGCUUGAUCAAGCUCGAGAGGAGUAUGAUUUCACAGCUACCUCAAAACUCUGGAUACCUUGCGAUGAGGACGUCUUUCUCAGUGUUCUUCGAUGUGCAAAGUCUCGAUGGCAUUAAAAUGUCAUUUGGUCUUUAAGGAGACAUUAGACAGAGCUCUUCCCCAUAUCCUAAUUUUAAUCGUUAACUUUGAUUCCUAGUGCUAUCUUCUUGUAUGUUCUGCCAAGUAUUGAAACUGUAUAUCUGUCUGACCAUUGCACUUAAAAGCAUAAAGUAUAUUAUAAAUUGUAGAGUAGCAGAAUUUUGGGGAGUGGGAGAUUAAGAAUUCAAGAGUUUCAACUCCUUUGUAGCUUAAGGAACUUGGUUUGCGUAUCUACUCAA